GUUUAAGGCCCGAGCACACAGAACGCGGGCUGUGAUAUCGUAUAUAUUAUAUAUGAUUAUCGCGACGGUCAAGGUUAAAUGCUGUAUUUAAUUACAACCAGACCGCGUUAUGUGUCCGAGCCUUUGUAGUUAACAUUUAACGGAAAUUUCCCUCCGAAUCUUUCUUGUUCGACGGACGCCUAUGCUGUAUUGCUGCGUGUUCAAUCUGCACAGGUGUCGUGUCUGAGUCGUUUAAAUCUUUUUCAAUUUCGAUUAUAUCAAUUAUAGUUGGCUCGACGGAUUGUUCGACUUGACGUUUUUGAAUUUUUUUCCAUGUGUUACCUAGUGGUGUAAAAUAUAUUUCACAUGUAAAAUCGUUCCGUCACCAACUGCCAAUUGAGAGGAAAGUAUUAAUUCUUUACAAACCCUUAGUCUUAUACCUACUUCAACUGUACUUGAGAAUUUCCUGCAAUACUUAUCAUUUGGUUUUGUAUAAUGAUGAACAAUACCUGGAAUUCGUGGGUUUCUUACAUCCAAGAGGAGGAGAAUAAUAUAAUAUGGAACCUGUAUGAUGGUUUUAAACCCAAAAAAAUUACCAAUCCAGUAAAUUAUAAACAUAAAAGUGUUAUCGGUCGCCCGAAUCGUGUGUUACAUUUGGAAAUUCUUCGGACUACCGUUAAAGUCACUACACAUGUAUUGUAUUCAGUACUGAGCAUUCAUGGAGAAAUACUAAGAAUUGUUAUAUACAGAAAGUUUGGACAACUCAGAGCAUUUGUUGAAUUUAGCAAGGAAGAAUUUGCAACAAAAGUAUUUGGUGAAUCUAAUUAUAUAAAUUUAGAUUACAUAUCAUUGAAGGCUGAAUAUGCUAAGCCUUCCAGGGUAAAUGUAUUAAAUAAUGACGAACUAACUUGGGAUUACUCAAAGUCACCCUUAUUAGAUUAUGUUAAUGGUUUACCUACACUGAAAUCUAUUGUCACUGUUUUAAAAGAUUCACCUCAAAAUCUAAAAAAUAGAAAUAUUUCAAAACACGAUACAACUUGGGAACUGGUUGAAAACUUUGAUUUUAUUAAACCUGCUGGUAAAUCCCUUGCACCAGAAAAAACUAAAACAAUACAGUUUGUUAUGACCGCAAACAGUAAGACCCGUAAAACACUCUCUACCAUUUCAUGUUCCGAAAAAUUUUCUAUUCUGUCUGUUCGGGGUCUCGACCCGGCCAAAAGCAAUUGCAAUCGACUUUUCAGACUAUUGUCUUUGUACGCCACGGUGGCUAAUAUUAAUUAUUCGCGCGAGUUAAAUUCUGCCGAAGUUCAAAUCAGUAAAUGCAAUGAUAUCAAUACAUUUGCUCAAGUUCAACAUCAUUAUCUAUCGCACGGAUUCAACUUAUCAUUCCAGUAUUUAAAAGAUGAUAAGAAGAUAAAAAAUCGUUGUAUCAAUCCAUUUGUUUUGUCCGAUGGAUCACCAUCAUAUGUAGUUUAUGAUCGAAAAAUGACACUACAUGUAUCAAGUCCUCCGCCAUCUAGAGUGCUCCAGUUUGUAGGCGCUCCGCCGAGUAUGAAUGCAGAGAAACUUAUUUCACUGUUUAAAAAAACAAUUAAAAACAAAAAUUUUAAGGUCAAACUUCUGACUCCCAAAGAUCCUAAAAGAAGUUUGACGAUUAGUGGUGAAAUUUGGUUUUCCACUGUGAGUGAAGCUAUUGAAGCUGUAAUGGCAAUUAAUUAUGCCAUUUUUUGGAAUAAAGAUACCAAUAAGAAGGAUUACGUGUUGAAAUUGGCAUUUAUUUCUGAAGUACUACCAAUACUUGAAAAGGUUGCAAUAAAAACAGAAAAUAAUAAUGUGAUAAAAACAGAAGGUAAUAAAGUGAUUAAAACAGAAGGUAAUAAAGUGAUUAAAACAGAAGGUCAUAAAGUGAUUAAAACAGAAUGUAAUAAACUGAUCGAAAUGGAAGAUAUUAAAGAGAUCAAAACAGAUAGUAAUGAAGUGAUCAAAACAGAAGAUUAUAAAUUGAUCAAAACAGAAAAUAAUAAAAGGAUCAAAAUAGAAGAUUAUAAAGUGAUAGAAACAGAUUAUGAUUUUAUUGUGAUCAAAACAGAAGAUGAUAAAGCGAUCAAAACAGAAGAUAUUAUAGUGAUUGAAUCAGAAGAUGAUUUAGUGAUCAAAACAGAAGAUGAUUUAGUGAUCAAAACAGAAGUUAAUUAAUCAUAAAUUUUAAAUUUGUAUUGUUAAUUUUAUGAUUUUGCAUACUAGCUAUUUAAAAAAAAAAUUUAUGACAUAGGUAUUUUAUAAAUAACUGUUUUUAUGAACAUUGCUCAAUAACGACAAAAGAAUAGCUAUAGAAAGUAGGUAACUUAUAAAAGAUUAAUUUAUUAUUAAUUUUCUGUUAAAAAGGUAUUUAAAUUUUUUUUUUCUAAAUGAUUUGGUUAUAAUAAUUUUGCUACAUACUACUUAUGUGUAUUGAUAUAUAUAUAUUUAUUAAUAAAUAUAAUAUUUAUAAAUUGUACUAUUUUAUACUACAAUUUUAAUAUUAACAACUACAGAAAUAAUAAUAACAAUUAUAUAAAAUAAAUAUAUUAAAUAAU
Molecule: messenger RNA, 2555 nt
Organism: Metopolophium dirhodum (rose-grain aphid)
Lineage: Eukaryota; Metazoa; Arthropoda; Insecta; Hemiptera; Aphididae
Product: heterogeneous nuclear ribonucleoprotein L-like
Exons: 17
Coding region: 475-2175 (566 amino acids)
Biological process (GO): regulation of RNA splicing
Cellular component (GO): nucleus
Molecular function (GO): mRNA binding
Source: RefSeq, a predicted model, not a curated record